This is a messenger RNA of Gaeumannomyces tritici R3-111a-1, 341 nucleotides long. RefSeq lists its product as hypothetical. The record is from RefSeq and is a predicted model, not a curated record. The transcript is spliced from 2 exons. NCBI's taxonomy places the organism in Eukaryota, Fungi, Ascomycota, Sordariomycetes, Magnaporthales, Magnaporthaceae. Bases 35 to 259 code for a protein of 74 amino acids.
AACACUAUCCCCUUUCUUGCAACACGUCUCCGAGAUGUACCUCAAGACCCUUCUCGUCGCCGCCAUCGCCGGUCUCGCCAUCGCCUCCCCGAUGCCCCAGAGGGGCAGAAAGACGCAGGCCGAGCGCGUCGAGACCAACAGGCAGCUCGGGCUCACCUGCAACGACAGCGGCCUCGGCGACGGUAGGGUCAUUUGCAUAGACGCCCAGGGCAGCAGCUGCGUCAUCAACAAGGCCGGCGGCGGCACCUGUCAGUUCUAGACGAUACGGACGGAGGAGAGAGGCGAGGCCGGACGGGCCCUUGUAGUGUUAGUCGAGGAAAAAAUGAUACCCUUUGUCCACG